AUGAGCCUUCCAACUUUGAAAAACUACCACAAAAAGCCCUAUGCGGCUAUCGACCCAUCGGGUCCAUCUCUUAGAAAGGUGGGCAAGACAGUCGUUAUUACCGGAGGCAACAGUGGAAUCGGCUAUGCCAUCGCCCGGGGAUUCGCCUCAGCUGGUGCUGCCCGUGUCAUCAUUCUUGGGCGACGUCCCGAUGUCGUCAGCGAAGCAGCCGCUAAACUCCAACGUGAGAACGAUGAGUUAGAGUGGCAAUCUCUUGUGGAAGGGAGGGUCUGCGAUAUAGCCGACCUUAACUCUACUGAAGCGCUAUGGAGUUCGCUCCAGACCGAUGGCAUUUUCGUAGAUGUCCUUGUGCUGAAUGCCGCUGCCUAUGGAGCAAUUGAACCAAUUCUGAGUGGAGGUCUAACCAAAGUCUGGGGAGACUUUGAAUCAAACGUCCGAAGCACCCUCCAUAUGACUGAACGCUUUUAUAAGCAGAAGUUAGAGGGAAAAGCCAAGUUUCUUGUCAACAUCUCAACCUGUGCAGCCUAUAUGUGGACUACCAUGGGACCAGAGCGUCCUACAUAUGGCUUGACCAAGAAUGCAAGCACGCUUCUGUUGCAGCAAAUUGCCAAGGAUACCGAUCCUACUGAUAUGCAAGUUGUAAGCUUCCACCCCGGUGGUGUUCUGACCGAAUCGUCCAAAGCGCUCGGCGGCGAUGCUAUUAAGGAUCUUGUUUUUGACGAUGAGAACCUUCCUGGCCAUUUUGCUGUCUGGGCUGCUAGUCCCGAGGCCCGUUUUCUCCACGGGAGAUUUGUGUGGGCAAACUGGGAUGUUACGGAGCUUCGAGAUGGACCUAUUCGUGAGCAGAUUGAUCAAGAUGAGCACUUCCUCAAGGUUGGAGUGGAAGGCCUCUCGGAAAAGAUGGGCGGUAUGAUCAUGUGGUAG
Messenger RNA from Fusarium venenatum, 924 nucleotides. NCBI's taxonomy places the organism in Eukaryota, Fungi, Ascomycota, Sordariomycetes, Hypocreales, Nectriaceae. The record is from RefSeq and is a predicted model, not a curated record.